Messenger RNA from Amoebophrya sp. A120, 3334 nucleotides. The record is from the annotation of a GenBank genome assembly. Lineage: Eukaryota; Dinophyceae; Syndiniales; Amoebophryaceae.
GGAAUUGUCAAGCGGAGACAAAAUACUAAAAUUGAGUGGUGAGGUGUGGAGUGUAGUUCUAGUUCUUCACGUUCAGAUUCUACUUCUUGCAUGAUGCAAUUGGAAUUGCAAAGCGCUUUGUUGGAGAUACGAGUAAAAAAUUCAUCUCGACAUUUAUUACCCGAAGAACGAACGUACAUCUUCAUCUCCUAUGAGACGAACUUCCCUCCAUCGCAUCAGCUUGGGGGGAUAAAGUCGAAAUCUAAGCGCCUCUUGCGUGAAAUCUACCGAGAACUCUUCAGGAUCCCACACACGAAAACAGGAUGAGUGAUUCAAUUGGAUGAAACAGUAGAAAUCCAUGCAUUCAUCGAUCUAGUACGCCCCAUCUUCGUUGCCUAUAACGAAGCCGAAGUAUGAUUAUAAAAAUAAAGACGAAAAAACUAUUCGAAAGAGAUGUUGAGACGUCCGUGUCGUGUCAUUUUGCUGAAUAGGUGCCUCUAUUGCGGCGAGCUCUAGAGACAAAGAUGGAGGAGGACCAGCACAGCCUGGUUAUCAUAAAGAUCGUUGGUAUUAUUGGGACCAUCGUUGUUGCGUACGCGGGUAUCAUUGCAAGCUGGUGUCUGCAAGAGUAUGCGCGAACGCCGGAGGGAAAUCGGUUGGUAAAGCGUGCGAACUGCCUAGCUGGGGGCGUGCUGUUGAGCGUUGCGCUAGUCCAUGUCCUCCCCGACGCGAUCGGCGACAUCGGCCUCGGUGCGCCAAUUUUGGGAGGCGUAUCCUACAUUUUGCUCUUCGGACUCGAAAUCUUCGUUGGCGGGAUCAUCGGCCUCAGCAACGCCGCCUCGGGAAAGAAAGCAACAAGUAGAGAAGCGUCGGUCAACGAUGUUGAAACGGGGGGCAAAAGCCUUGAGAGUGGUACUUACUAGAUUUUUAUCAUUUUCGUUUUCCUCAACUGGUGCUGCAGCUGCUAGUCUACUUAGUCUGUGUUCUAGUCACCAUCUCUCUCACGACGACGACCAUCUGCAAGAACUGCGUAGCUGAGGGUGCCUGCGUAGCUGCGGGUGCGCAAGACCAAUGUUCUUCUAGAGAUGCCUUUGAUGAUUGAAAAUGAGCAAGUUUAGCUCGAAGAUGAAAACCAAAACUCAGCAGAAUUUCAGAAUCAUAACGAACUGAGAAAAAAAGACGAAAACAAAAUAAAACAGAACCAACCAUCGCAGCCACAGAGACGGCAACAGAGCGACGGAUAUCUGCAAAGCUGAUCGCUAGCGGGGAGGUCGUAGAUCUGGAGGUCGGAGGUACCGCUCCAAUUAGUUCUCUUUCACCCGCAACGGCAGGCAAGCGAGCCGUGGCUUUCGAGAGAUCAAAGCUUGCAACAAAGCAAUCGGAAGCGCAGCAAGCACUUUCCGAUGCCAAGUUUUGCGGGGAAGUGGGCGGUCAGGCGAUCAACGCUGAAGACUGCCGGGAUGUCAGUGCCGAACAGCUUGGCAUCGUCAAAGCGACGCUUUUGUUCUCUGCUCUGAUGGUGCACAGUGUGCUGGAGGGGUUGGGUCUCGGCAGCGCGCAAAAGGCUUCCCUCGCCCUCUCCACGAUGAUCGCGAUCGUUGCACACAAGGGGCUGGCAGCCUUCGCGCUCGGACAAACGCUGCUGACCGUAGAAGUGACACAGGGCGGAGGUAAGGCUGCUACAGAUGGGGGCUCCGGGUCGUCCUCCGACGAAGGAGCAGAAGGCGAAAGCGAACACGGUGGUGAUGCUUGCGUGAUGACACAGGUCCUCGGGCGCAGCACCUUCCAGCAAGAACUAACUUCCGAGAACAAAAACAGAAUAAUAAACCACGCGGCCUCGACACCAUCAAAGCAGGACCCUGGCGCUUCGCUGCAAGUAGUGAAAUCACCCCAAGUCGUCGCUGCGUGCGGCUGCGGACCUGGCGCCGAAAGCGCAGGCAAUCUCGCUGGACGCUGCGACCUUCCCGACGCGCGCGUGACACUCGGAUCGCUGCUGCCUUCGGGAGUCAGUUCCCUGCUGGGCCCGCGGAUUUCCAACCUCCCGGUGGUAAGAUGGGCCACUUCGCCGUUUGGCAAGAGGAAAAAAUCCGCCUCAAGACCGGGCACUUCCUCCAACUCCCCAGCCGGGAAGCCACUGGAGGCACCGCUGCUCACCACCCAAAACGAGCUCGCAUUGGAGGAAACGCAACUUAUCGUGCAGGACGCGACAUGUAACAAAGCGCGAACCCGGUUUCUCAUUUUCACACAGGUGUUCGCGUUCUCCACACCCCUGGGGGCGAUAAUCGGCAUGUCGCUCGGGGACGCCGACGGCGCGGCCUGGCCCGCGGUCUGUUCUUCGCUUACUGCCGGCACGUUCUUGCAGAUCGCGGUCAACGAACUCAUUCCCUCUGCGCUGUCUAUCGGCUCUGCCACUCCCACGGAAAGUGGAACACGGUUGCUCGCUUUGCUGAUCGGCUUUGUGUCCAUGAGCAUGCUCGCAGUGCUCGGCGCAUAGUUGUUUCGCAAGUUGUGUUCAAGCGAAGGAAAGGAGGAAUUCGAAGUGCAGUUCUAAAACUAAAUUUCCUCUGCUCGUCCAGCGUAAGUACCCAGCGGAAUGCGACUGCUUUUCACCCAAUGUCAUUACCAUCUUCACAUCACUUCGACCCUGAAUGAUUCCGCAGUAGGUAGUACACGUCGAGAAUACAGCUACAGCAAUUUGGAACAAACUAACGGCAAUAAAUCCAACAAAAGUAUGUUGAAAUUUGAUGCACAGCGACAUUAAGAUUAACCACAUCUUCUAUCAAGAAGCAUCAGCAUGUCUGGUGACGUGUGCUGUAUCCGUAGGGAGUACUUCGCACAGCGAGAAUACAGCUGCGGCAGCGACCAUGCCUGCAGUAGCAGUCCCAGUUCUACUCGUCGUAAGGAAGGUUUUGUUUUUGAGUGGUUCUAUCUUUCUAAACCGAAUGUUUUGCUCGUAUUCUCUUCUUUUACGUCUUCCAAGGUUGCUGUACUUCGUAAUGCUAAGGGACCGAUACACUCCGACUCCGUCACCGAAAGUUGUACAGAGCGACGAAUACGUAGAAGUUGAAGUUUCCCUUUCCCUUUGCUUUUGCUUCUCUCGCUUUCUUUCAAGCUUUUCUUCCCACAAAUUCCAAACAACUGGCGAAGGAUCGUUUGCCUACUUUCGAGAACAAGUAUGAGAUCCAUUUCAUCUACCCCCAAAGAACACUGAGUGGUUUCGCUCGCGGCACUAUGUUAGCCGUGCUUGUUUUAUUUCGCGCAGGGACAUCCGAACUCGCAAAGCAGGGACUAUAGUUUGACUUUGUCAACAGAAGUUGCAAUGGAGGACCCUCAGCUUCUCGAGUUCGUAUCUGAU